AUGUACACGGCCUUCAAAGACCCCGGCCCACCCGUUUACUACAAGCGCCAAAUCUUCGACUCUAACCACUCCGUCUACCCAGGAACCUUUGCCGUAGAUUUCGUGGUCUCAAAAGAAGAUGGUCUCGCCUCUGCUCAGCGAAUGGCUGAAGAAGACGACACCACCGAACUCCCCGAACGCACCACCAACUUCACCCCCAAAGAAUGGGAAGGGAUUGGUAGUUCAGACACCACGCCCAUGCUGAUAGCGCUUCACGGUCUAUCUGGCGGUUCCCACGAAGUCUACCUCCGCGAAACCCUUUGGCCCCUCCUGAAUCCCACCUCGUCGUCUGAACCCUGGACCGCAUGCGUAGUAAACGGCCGCGGCUGCGCCCUCUCCAAGAUCUCCACCCCACAACUCUUCAACUCGCGCGCAACCUGGGACCUCCGCCAAACCAUCUCCACUCUCCACGCCUUAUUCCCCAACCGCCCUCUCUACGCCAUUGGCUUCAGUCUCGGCGCCAACAUCCUAACCAACUACUGCGGCGAGGAAGGCGAUAAAUGUACGCUAAAAGCAGCAGUAUCUUGUUCCAACCCCUGGAACCUCGAGGUGUGCAACACGACACUUCAAUCCAGUUACCUUGGUUUGCACGUCUACUCGCGCACCAUGGGCAAGAACCUCAUGGGCCUCUUCCGCCGGCACCGGGAACAAAUCCUCAAGAACCCGGGUAUCGAUGAAUCGGCCUUGCUAGCGAGUAAAUACCUCCACGAGUUUGACCGCCAUGUUCAGUGUCCUACGUGGGGUUAUCCAACCGAAGGCGCUUACUACCGGGACUCGCAAUCCGUCGACGCGCUACUAGCCGUCAGGAUACCCUUUCUGGGCAUCAACGCCGAAGACGAUCCGAUUAGCAACAAGGCGGGAUUGCCGUACCAGGAGGUGUUGCAGAAUCCGAAUACGCUGUUGUGUACGACGGAUUGGGGGGGCCACCUCGGUUCCUUCCAGCUAGGCGGGGGGCGAUGGUUUGCGGUUGCUGCGGCGGCGUUUUUGCAGAAGAUGUACGACGAGGUUGAUUUUGAGGCUACGAAAGGUGUUGAUGAAGGAAAGGACGUUAACAUGGGGGGACUGCAGGGAAAGAAGUAUCCCAUUUUCGAUCCGAAUCAUCGGAGGUUGAUAUUGCCGGAUGCUUAG
Molecule: messenger RNA, 1167 nt
Organism: Alternaria atra
Lineage: Eukaryota; Fungi; Ascomycota; Dothideomycetes; Pleosporales; Pleosporaceae
Exons: 1
Coding region: 1-1167 (388 amino acids)
Biological process (GO): medium-chain fatty acid biosynthetic process; medium-chain fatty acid catabolic process
Molecular function (GO): monoacylglycerol lipase activity; acetylesterase activity
Source: RefSeq, a predicted model, not a curated record